Poecile atricapillus (Black-capped chickadee) is the source of this 2066-nucleotide messenger RNA. RefSeq names its product SPC25 component of NDC80 kinetochore complex (gene SPC25). Gene Ontology annotation, biological process: chromosome segregation. The transcript is spliced from 7 exons. Gene Ontology annotation, cellular component: Ndc80 complex. The record is from RefSeq and is a predicted model, not a curated record. NCBI's taxonomy places the organism in Eukaryota, Metazoa, Chordata, Aves, Passeriformes, Paridae. The coding region runs from base 112 to 816 and encodes 234 amino acids.
GGGCGGGCGGGAGCGGCCGUUUGUGGCGGGAAGCGGCGCGGAUCGGGCGCGGCGGGUGCGGGCCCAGCGCGGGGCGGCUCCCGGGCGGGCGGGAGGUGUUGGUACAGAGCUAUGGGUAAUGCAGCGGCGGAAGAUGAAUUAACACUCUUUGAAAACGAUAUUAAAGAGUUUUGGAUCCAGUUUAAAAUCAGUCAUGGAGCUGAACAGAACAAUCAGACUUCAUCGCUGAGAGAUUUGUGCAAGGACACUAUAGAAGCUCUUUCAGAGAAAUGGUCCAAGAAGCUGAAAGAAGAGGACCUGAUGAUUGACAAAAUUCAGGAGUAUAACAAUGAGAUUCUCCAGCAGAGGAAAUACUUAGCAGAAAAGGAAGAGCAGUUGACAGAAAUAAAAUUGAAGCUAAAUCAAGAAGAAGAGCAGCAGAAAAACUUGAAUGACAGUAUCCAAGAACUUAAAGAAGAGUUGGUGAAGAAAAUGGAAAUAAAGUCUUCUAAAACUAAAGCUGCCAAGGAGAAAGCAGAACAAGUGAGCAAGAUUAAAACAUUGUUUAAAGAGCAUCUUGGAUUGGAGAUGCGUAGAAUUCAGGAUGAGCAAUUACAGUUUAUAUUCAGACACAUCGACCACAAAGAUCCUAACAAGCCAUACAUGUGUACCCUUUCCAUAAAUGAACAAGGGGACUAUGAAGUGACUUCCUGUACUCCUCCUCUGGACUGCAUUGCAGAGUUACAGCUCAAACUGAGAGAAACUAACAAUUUUUCUGCAUUUGUUGCCAACAUCAGAAAAGCUUUCACUGCUUUAUCAUAUAAACAGUCUGCGUGAAACUAGUUUAUACCUCUUUCUGGCUGUAGAGCAGUCUUCUUUCCUUCCUGUUGCUGAAAUGGUGUAUUUAUCUGUGUCUGACUUAAUUUCUAAAUAAAGAUAAUGAAAGCAUUAUUUUAGUUUACUGUUAUCUACACACACUUUGGAUCAUUCUUCAAACAACAGUAUCACCAACUACUGCCUUAACUGAAUGUCUCUGGACAUGUAAAUUUUGAUCCAUUCCAUGCAUUAAUGAUCUAAUGAUUUGUAUUUAGCUACCCCAGGGAGAUAAUCAAAAUAAAAUACCUUCUGUAGUUUGUAUAUAUUUUCCAGAAGUAUUGAUGUGUCUUUCAGAUUUCUCUGUGGUUGAAAUAGGCCUGAAACUCAUUAAAAAAAAGUUUGCUUUCAGUUACUUGUGUCAUAGGUCAUUGUCUUGAUUUUUACCCUAACUUGUACUCUACAGUAUUAGCAUUUCUGUUCAUGCAUCUAAAUGGUUGUUUUUCUUCUGGUCUGUUAAACUUUGUCAUUGGAAAUCUUUUGACAUAGCAAAGCUUGAAGUAUAAUGUAUUAAAGUAUGAAAUACAGUGGUGACAAAUCAUGUGUGUAUUUUGCAUCUUACCAAGAAGACUAUUACUAUCACAGUGCUCAGCUUUGAUUUAAAAUAUUUUUCUGUCUUGUAAAGUGUUUUUAUUUUUACAGAAUAUUUAAAAGGACUGUUGCAACGAGAAAGAAAAUGCUUCAUUUGAUAAUAUACCACAGUUCAAAUAACGUCUUGACUAAGUUCAGUCCUAGAAAUCCUAGUGAAUCAAAAACUAAUAUGUAAGACCUAGUAAUUUAGGCAUUUUUAAAUCCAGUGAUCAGAUCUUACCUAAUCUGAUCUGAUAGUACGGUUGGGAAUAUUUCCCAAUCAGAUGUGAACUGUAUUUUAAAUAAUUUCAUUUCUCUAAACUUAACCAUAUAGCUUGAUGGAUGCACCACAGACUACACCCUCAGCUUCUAGGAGUGCAAUUUAACAAAAAAAAAGUAAAAGAUAAAAUCUUCCAUUUCUUCUUCCCUACAGGUCAUAAUUUGCUGUUUUCUAAGUAGUGCCUCAUUUUCCGUGGUGUGCCCUAUUAUUUUUUUUCUUGUGUUACAGCCACUUAUACACAAAGCCAAUAAGAAGGGUAAAGGUGCCAAGUGAUUACACUGCAAUUUUGGAACAGAAUGGCAGCAGAGAAUUACUAAGCAGUGUUAUAAUGACAUAUCAAAUCAAACAAAUCCUCAGUUUGUAC